Messenger RNA from Cryptococcus wingfieldii CBS 7118, 2328 nucleotides. RefSeq names its product DNA clamp loader. Bases 1 to 2328 code for a protein of 775 amino acids. Gene Ontology annotation, biological process: mitotic DNA replication checkpoint signaling. Lineage: Eukaryota; Fungi; Basidiomycota; Tremellomycetes; Tremellales; Cryptococcaceae. Gene Ontology annotation, molecular function: DNA replication origin binding; ATP hydrolysis activity; ATP binding. The record is from RefSeq and is a predicted model, not a curated record. Gene Ontology annotation, cellular component: nucleus. The transcript has 3 exons.
AUGCCCUCGCCCAAGCGUACGCGCUCCGAGGAUGGCUCCACUCCAUCGUCCACCCCGUCCACCCCCUCCUCCUCUCGCUCUCACACGCGUGCUGCUGCCCCCGUCGAGAACAUCCCGGUCACCCCGUCCACUGCCCCCUCAGCCCGUCUCUCGUCCCGACGCCAGAUCUUGACGCGCUCUCAGUCUACCACUACCAAUCUCUCAGACUUGGCCAGGCCUCCCCGUCGGACAACAUUACUCGGGCCAACAUCCUCAUUGCCCAACAUGGGCUCUCCAUCCAACCCUUUCACGACGGGCACGAAUUUUGCAAUGACCCCUCCGACCACUAGGACGCGUUCAUCAGGGACCUCGAUGCUGUUACGUACGCAGUCGACGCCCUCCCUUACGUCUGCGGGAUCGAGUUCUCUCAAAAGCUUGGCCGGUGCGCCUGCCGGUGAGAGUGAAAAGCCAGAGAAGGAUGGUUUGGGAGAGUCGCGGAGGUUUGGAAAGGGCAAAGAGAAUAUCCCGCCCAAGAGAGCCGAGCAAAAUGACGAGGAUGAAGGACCGCGAAAGAGGAUCAGAAUGACCAGCAUGAGCAGUUUCACGGGUGCUUCUGGACGUGGACGAAGUGGAAGUGUAGCGAGUAUCAGGAGCGAGUCUACCAACAAUGGGAGACACGCCUCAUUGGCACCGUCUACAUCGUCAAUGGCAUCCUGGGGACGCGCUUCUUCUCCUACUCCCAGUGACGCAUCCUUCUCCACCACCAUCCCCGACCUUCCCACUCCCACCCAGUCGUUUGACCGUCUCACAUUCGACAGCGACCCUCUCGAAACCCCCACCAAGUCACGUGCCACCCGUGCCCAUGGCCUUCUCACGCCCCCGCCGUCUUCGCCUUCCAUCAUGGAUGUCGACCCUUUUGAACUCUCGGCGGGUCCUCGGUUCACAAAAGAGGUUGGCGCGUACAAGCAGCUCAAGGCUGCCCUUCGGCUGUCGGCGAUCUCCGGAUCUUCCCUUGAUGACACCAUCAUUGGACGAGACGAAGAAAAAUCCAUCAUCAGUGCUUACUUGGACAAUACGGACAGCACCACUGACGUGGGCAUGUACGUUUCUGGACCCCCGGGUACGGGAAAGACUGCGUCGGUCACUGCUUUCGGCAGGCAACGUGUUGCCCAGGGGUGGAAGGUCGUCGAGCUCGGGUGUAUGGGAUUGAAGGUUGGAGAUGUCUGGAAGAGAUUGGGUGAAGAGUUUGGUUGUGGCAAAAGCGAGAAGGAUGUCGUCGAGUAUAUGAAGUCUGAGGCUACGCCUACAUUCAUCAUCCUUGACGAGGUCGACUCUCUCAUGCCCCCUCCCCCGUCCAAGGCACCUCCUGCCGUCUCUCACUUGCUGGCCAAGCUAUUUUCUCUCCCGUACUCCAACCCCUUGGUCAAACUGAUUGCCAUCUCCAACACUCUCGAUCUCACCAUCCGUGCGCGUCUUGUCCUCCCCAACAACCUCCAGCCUUCCGUCCUGCCUUUCAAGGCCUACGGAUCGACAGACAUGAGCAACAUUGUGAAUACUCGUAUCGCUGCUGCUGCUGUGGAAGGAGUCAAGGUGGACAACAUGACCAUCACCCUCUUGGGCAAAAAGGUUGAGGCCCAGAACGGCGACUUGAGAAUGUGUCUCGGUGUGCUCGGAUCUGCCAUCUCCCUCGCCGAGGCAGAGUACGUCAAGAAGCUGUCUCACAACCCCGACCCUUCCAAACCCGUCGUCAUGACCAAAGUGGCCAUCACCCACAUGAUGAAGGCUCUCGCGUCUUACACGGAGAAGCUCCGUGCUUCUGCGGGUUCGGCGGUGGGCGGAAAGGCGUCAGAGACUGGCAAGAAGGUCAAGUCGGUUCAGCUGCAGGGCAAGAUGGUGUUGAUGUCUAUGCUGGUUUACCUCAUUCGCGUCAAGGCUGGUUUGCAUGGAUGCCCGUCCAUGAAGGCUGCUUCCGCCCCUGCUUCGGCCGAUCCAGAGAUCCCAGCGCCGGUCUUGUACGCUACCUACUCCUACCUCCUUUCCCACAACACCUCCCCCUUCUCCCCCGCCGCACAAUCAGAUUACCUUGACCUGCUCACCCACCUCGAGUCUCUCGGGCUCAUCUCCCAGACCGCCACAUCAGGCAGGGGAGGUGCGGCGGGCAACAUGGUCAAGAUUGUCUUGUGCGUGCGGGAAGAGGAAGUGCGAGAGGGACUCGGACUCGGGGAGGGGCAGGAGAAGGGUAUUGCGGAGGAAGAAGUGCAGAAAGUGUGGGAGAGGGAAGAGGGGAGGGUGAGGCGGGUGAGGGAAAAGGCGGCCAAAGCGGCAAAGGCUGGACAGGAUGAAGAGUAA